GCCAGGCCCUGCAACCCAAACAGACCGGCAGGAUGCUCGCGCUCCGCUCCUUGCUGCCACACCUAGGGCUGCUCCUGUGCCUGGCUCUGCACUUUUCCCCUUCCCUGUCUGCCAGUGAUAAUGGGUCCUGCGUGGUCUUUGAUGAAGUCUACGACUCCAACAACUUGGGAAUCAACACUACGGCUGAGGUCUCUGGUGGGAAUACAGUCUACACAGUGAUGGUCCCUGUGAAUGAUUCAGUCAGUGCCGUGAUCCUGAAAGCACUGAAGGAGAACAGCCCAGUGGGUACCUGGAAUGGAGCAGAUCAGAACUGCAACGACAGCAGUGUCUAUAACUUGACGUCCCUAAGCGGCCAGGUCUUCCAAGCAACCUGGACAGUUCCUAAUUCUGAGGAUGUGACUAAAGUCAACCUGCAGGUCUUCAUUGUCAUCAAUCGCACGGCUGUAAAGUCAUCUGUGAAAGUGGAGCAAGUAAACUCUUCAAUCUUGACCCCCACUCCUGAGAGUUUUGAGACCAGCCAGACCAUGACUACAGCCAAGACUACAGCCAAGACUACAGCUGAGAACACAGCCAAUACCACAGCCGUGAGCACAGCCAAGACCACAGCCAGAAGCCUGGCCAUCCGUACUCUCAGCAGCCCCCUGGCAGGUGCCCUCCAUAUCCUGCUUGUUUUUCUCGUUAGUAAACUCCUCUUCUAAAGGAAACUGGGCAAGCAAGUCUCCAACCUCCAGGGCAUCCUCCUGAGCUCAUUUCAGGCCAGUGUUUAAAUGUACAUGAAUGAAGGUUUUAUGUCCUCAGUAUGCAACUCAACCACCUCGGACCACAGACCUGUGACACUAGUGCAUUUGAGGGACACAAACAUUUGCCUGGAUCUUUCAGGAUACUAAUUCUGCUUUUUGUAAAUACUUAGUCCAUCCUGCUUGUAACCUGAAGUUCUGACUCUCAGUUUAACAUGUUGACAGCCAAUCUGAACUUGUGUUUCUUGCCAAAGUAUUCCCAUGAGCCUCCUGGGUUUGGGGGUGGGGAGGGGAAUAUCCUUCUUUUCUUUCAAGCUGACUUCAGAUUUCUGGCCAAACCUACUCAGGUUACAAAGGACUUAUGUGACUUAUGUGACUGAAGGAAAAAGAGAAAUGAGUGAUAGUCCUGUGGCUACUAGCAAAUUCCCACUGUGUCCAGACCAGUCAAUAGGUUUUGAAGAGAGAAAGUAUAUGAAAAUUAUGCCUCAGAGGCCAAUGACAGGACACAUGACUUUUUUUCCUAAGUCAAAUAAACUAUAUAUUGAACAAGAAUGCCAAAUGUGCUGAAUUGAAAGAUAAGCCUUAAUAAGUGAUAAAAUACAAAGUGUUACCUUUGUUUUUAGAACUAUGAAUGAAUUUGUGUGUGUGUGUGUGUGUGUGUGUGUGUGUGUGUGUGUUUUCAAGGACAGAUACAAGAUUAAUUUAUCUCAGCUUUGUUUUGUCCAGUCAUAGCUGGUCAUUUCUUCCUUGAUGAUAAGUUCCACUAAGAAAAUGGGCCAAAAAAAAAAAACCCAAAAUACUUGUAAUACGUAUAGUACAACAUGAAACCAAAAAAAAAACUUAUUUCCAACAAUAAGUCUGUAAUAAGAAAUAAAAGUUUUCCUUUAAUAAUUCUUCUUCUAUACCAUCUAGGCCACCUACCCAGGAAUAAGCACCCCUCACAUCAAUCAUUAACCAAGAAAAUGUUCCCCGGUUUAAGUUCUCUCUUCCCAGAUGACCCUGGCCUGUGUCAAGCUGACCAAAGUCUGACCACCGCACAGUGUUCAGAAGUUCC
This is a messenger RNA of Grammomys surdaster, 1791 nucleotides long. RefSeq names its product placenta expressed transcript 1 (gene Plet1). Bases 33 to 698 code for a protein of 221 amino acids. The record is from RefSeq and is a predicted model, not a curated record. Gene Ontology annotation, cellular component: external side of plasma membrane; apical plasma membrane. Gene Ontology annotation, biological process: positive regulation of cell migration; wound healing, spreading of epidermal cells; negative regulation of cell-matrix adhesion. The transcript is spliced from 4 exons. NCBI's taxonomy places the organism in Eukaryota, Metazoa, Chordata, Mammalia, Rodentia, Muridae.